GAAACUCCGUCGCGCAGUGGCGGUGUACUCCAGUCCCUUUUCGCGCUGACACCAACAAAGUUUACCCCUCGACCCCACGUCUACACAGAAAGCGCAGGAGCCCGACUUUUUUUUACAGCUUUGGCUGCAGUAACCAGAAACAUGGAUUCAAAUCUGGUGGAAAUAGUUAAAGAAGAUAAGUGUCCUCCUACACUCGCGGACGAGUGUGCUGUUAACACAUCGCUGACUGGUGACACCGAGUCGCAGAACCUGACACUCAGCAGUGAAUGGACGCACGAGCCUAUGUUCGCGCUUACCCCGGUCAUCGCGGCUGUUUAUAUUCUAGUGUUCAUAGUGGGGCUCGUGGGAAACUGCCUCGUCAUGUAUGUCAUUAUCAGAUACACAAAAAUGAAGACUGCAACCAACAUCUACAUCUUCAACCUGGCACUGGCAGAUGCACUGGUGACUACCACCAUGCCAUUCCAGAGUGCCAACUACCUGCUGAACUCCUGGCCUUUCGGCGAGGUUGUUUGCAAAGUCUUCAUCUCCAUCGAUUACUACAACAUGUUCACCAGCAUCUUCACACUGACCAUGAUGAGUGUGGACCGCUAUGUGGCCGUGUGCCAUCCGGUCAAGGCGCUGGACUUCCGCACGCCACUUGUCGCCAAGGGCAUCAAUGUGGGCAUAUGGGUGCUGUCCUCAGCAGCUGGAGUGCCAGCUAUGGUGCUAGGUGGCACACAGACCAAUAAUGGCACCACGGAGUGUGCGCUGCAGUUCCCCGAGCCGUACGAGUACUGGGACACACUGAUGAAGGUCUGUGUGUUCGCUGUGGCCUUCGUGGUGCCCCUCCUCAUCAUCAGCGCAUGCUACUCGCUCAUGCUGCUGCGUCUGCGCAGUGUGCGUCUGCUCUCUGGCUCACGGGAGAAGGACCGCAACCUCCGCCGCAUCACCCGCCUCGUGCUGGUUGUAGUGGCCGCGUUUGUCGUCUGCUGGACACCCAUUCACAUCUUCAUCCUCCUCAAAGCCUUGGUGGCCAUCCCCGAGACAGCAGCAGUGAUGGCUGCCUACUUCCUCUGCGUGGCACUAGGCUACACCAACAGCAGUCUCAAUCCCGUGCUCUACGCCUUCCUGGAUGAGAACUUCAAGCGCUGCUUUAAGGACUUCUGCCUGCCGGCGAGGGGGAGGGGUGAGAGGGGGGGGCGGGGCAGUGGGGUGGCGAGAGCAGGGCCUGGGCGACCCCUGCGGGCGGCCGAGGGCCCCCCCAGGACGGCCAAGCCGGCAUGACUAGUCAUGGAACUAUCCUCCAUCACGCAGGUGGGAAAGGAGGACUCCAAUGCGCUGGGGCUGACGCAGGUCUCGUCCACACUCUGACCCAGGACACGGGCCUCAGACGAGACUCUGAAAGCUCCAUCACUCAUAGAUGUAGAGCACUGUGACUGACAUUAACAGUAGGACCAGACAUUAACAGUAGGACUCCUACUGUCAUACUACAGAAAACAGCACACUACCUUUAGCUCUCGGCAUCGGUUAAGCUUUGUUGUAUAUAUAUUUGAGGCAUACAUAUACUAUACACGAGUUCUUUUGACCCUCAUGUAGAGUGUAGAUAGCAGCAGGCUAGCUUUUAAGAGUCUCACUCAUGGUUUAACUCCGAAGGGAAAGGUCAGUCUAGCUUUGACCUCUCAUUUUUCUCUCACUGAUAUUCACUGAAGCAUACGGACACCCUCAGAUGGCUAAGUGAUGUGAAUGGGGAUCACUGCGUACUGGGCGUAUAUAUGACACACUGUAACUCCCUUCCACACUCACUCCCAGGGAUAGAGGAGACUGAAGUCGCACAGCUUUGACUGUGGCUUUUAAUGUGAGGCUGUUGUAUUUCUGAAGGACACUGGCUUUCUGUUACCCAGAGGCUUUUGGCAGAAUAUUUUCUGCUCAUUUUUUGCAUUUUGUUUUUGUUUGUUUCUUGAUUUUAUACAUUCAGAAGUAAUUUGAAUCUGUCUCUUUUACAUGCUGAUCCAUCAGUCUGUGUGAUUGUCUUUCAAGCUGACAUAGUUGAUCACGUAUCAACAGUGAAAAAUACACUUGUGUGACCAUCCUGCACUGUUCCUGUAAUUCUGUAUAACAUACAGAUACAAAGUGCACUUUAAGGGCCUAGAUCUGGGGCACCUUCAACAAAACACUACAUAUGCCAAGCGCAAUCUGCAUAAAUACCUUUUAGAUUUUGCCACAAAAAAGCAACCUAUUGUGACCACAAAGAACACAUAAAUCUCUAUCCAUAUAAGCUGCUGAUUUUUCAGCUGUCCCUUUCAGUUGCCCCUGGAAAGCCUGCCUCCCUGGGUUGUUUGAAGUCCAGGCACAUUAUGUUGCAGUACGUCCAAUUUGAAAUAGGUCUCUUUUAAAAAUGGCCAUAUCAUAUGAAUAUGUAGAGUCUUUUCUUUUGCUUAUGACAGUGAUAUCAUCAGGGGUUUGUAACCCCUGAACUGAAUCUUUAUUUAAAUCUCGAUAAAGGGCUUCAUUUGGACAUGCUGGAGGUGUCGAGGUAGAGCUGCAACCAUUACAUAGUGUCACCAAGAGUGUGACAUUAUGGAAUGUUUCACUUGUGUUUGUCCCUGUGUGCAGUUCUAUACCUUCAGCAUGGAAAUGCCAGUGUAUUAAAUGUAUUACAUUUGUAUAUUGUUAGUAUUUUAAGAUAUUUUGUUCUGUUUGUGUAUUUGUAGAUUGUAAGCGUUUGCACUGUAUAAUGUCCACAAUUUAUCAGAUCAGCUCAGUAUUAGCUGGUUUAUAUUUAGCUGCUGCUUUACGCAAAGUAUAAUUUAAAUGACGAAAAUCUUUUCUUGUAGGGUAUUAACAGGAAUGUGCUGGCAGCAAUUUAGGAGGCUAUAUAUAUUUAUUGAGAUUCAAAUUAUAUUCAUCUGAUUCAUCAUGGUGUGAUAUAUUUUGCCUGGGAAGUUGUCAUUGUUCUGCCAGUAAUGAAAAACAGGCAAUGAAGCUCAGAAAAGAAGACCAGAAUCUGAAUUAGGGCAUACAUUGUAGGAUAUAUAUGAAGAUAUUUCUCAAUCAUAAA
Molecule: messenger RNA, 3037 nt
Organism: Electrophorus electricus (electric eel)
Lineage: Eukaryota; Metazoa; Chordata; Actinopteri; Gymnotiformes; Gymnotidae
Product: delta-type opioid receptor-like
Biological process (GO): neuropeptide signaling pathway; sensory perception of pain; G protein-coupled opioid receptor signaling pathway
Cellular component (GO): neuron projection; plasma membrane
Molecular function (GO): neuropeptide binding; dynorphin receptor activity
Source: RefSeq, a predicted model, not a curated record